Thlaspi arvense is the source of this 765-nucleotide messenger RNA. The record is from the annotation of a GenBank genome assembly. Lineage: Eukaryota; Viridiplantae; Streptophyta; Magnoliopsida; Brassicales; Brassicaceae.
AUUUAAGUAAGUCUAGUUUCAUCACCAUUUCAUCGAUUAAAAGCUUAAAUAUACGUUUCCUCUACGUAAAUUUUGUGAUCAAACAAGAAUCAAGCAAAGGAUGGAAGGCAGAACUGUGAUUCUAAGUGCGCUUAUAAUGACUUUAGUCAUGGCGCGAAUUCAAGUAGAAGCAAAGAUCUGCUGCCCGAGCGCGAGUGCGAAAGCUCUCUAUGAUAUAUGUAUUAGAGCUUUCUAUGGCAGGACUUGUCUACCAAAGUCUGGAUGCAAAGAUGAAGAUCCUUGCCCUCCAGGAUAUCCUUAUGACAUUCUCAAAAGCUCUGCUCAAGGUGAUGCAGUUAAUGAAUACUGCAAGUUAGGAUGUGAUUUCUCUAUGUGCGGUGUAAUGACCACUCUCCAGAACUCCGGCGCAAAUGAAAUUGUUAAUGGAGCGGUUGUACAAUGCACCAAGGCAUGUUCUACUAUAUGCAACAAGGGCUCUCUCACAGCAGUUAAGAGUGCCUAAACAAUCAUAUCCAAUAAAAUCUCAGACAUAUGAACUGUUUUUCCUUUUUUAGUAUCAUCGUGUAUGUGGCGAAAAUGCUAGACUCUCAUGCUAGUAUUUAAAUAAGUUGUUGCUAGUUUUUUCGUGUGUCAUAGACAGUUGUCAGUUCUCGAUUGUAUACGCCUUCUAUAUCCCAUUAUUGUCUUCAUAAAUCUUCUUCUCUCGAUUACUUUAAUCUGCUUUUCAUUUAUUAUUCCACACUUUAUACAAAUUCUUCCUUUGAA